Messenger RNA from Pelobates cultripes (western spadefoot toad), 170 nucleotides. The record is from the annotation of a GenBank genome assembly. NCBI's taxonomy places the organism in Eukaryota, Metazoa, Chordata, Amphibia, Anura, Pelobatidae.
ACAUGCAGGCUGAGAACGUAGCACAUAGUGCCACAACACCUAGAGCCACCAUGACCACCCCACACUUGCAAGGCCCCAAAAUGUCCACAGCGUUGGAAACAGCGCAGGAGCAUAUGGACUCAGAGGAGUUACAUUCCCUCUUGGACGCGGCUAUGGCAACUGCCGCCUAA